AUGGACUCGCUAAAGUUGUUGUCCUCCCCGAAAAUCUUUUGGCACAAGAGCGUGGUGAAGAAACAAGAUCGGGAAAUAGCACUAGGGCAAAAGGGAUGUGUAAUUUGGCUCACAGGUCUCAGUGGCUCAGGAAAGAGUACUUUGGCUUGCAAGCUUGAUCAGGCACUGUUGAGCCGGAACAAGCUCAGCUAUGUCCUCGAUGGUGAUAAUCUUCGCCAUGGGCUCAACAAAAACUUGGAUUUUAGCGUUAAAGAUCGUGCUGAAAACAUUAGACGUGUUGGUGAAGUGGCCAAGCUAUUUGCGGAUGCGGGGCUAAUAUGCAUUACGAGCUUCAUUUCACCGUAUAGAAACGACAGAAAUUUGUGUCGCAAACUACUUCCUCCUGGAGAUUUCAUUGAGGUUUACCUCAAAGUUCCAUUGAGCAUUUGCGAAAAAAGAGAUCCCAAGGGACUUUACAAGCUUGCUCGUGCCGGGAAAAUCAAAGGUUUUACCGGUAUAGAUGAUCCAUAUGAGGAGCCUUAUGACUGCGAGAUUACAAUGGGAGUAGAGAAUGGCACUCCAGAGGAAAUGGCCACCACAGUGAUUACGUUCCUUGACGGAAGAGGUUAUUUGGCACCUCCAAUUACAAUGUAA
Selaginella moellendorffii is the source of this 633-nucleotide messenger RNA. Its product is annotated as adenylyl-sulfate kinase 1, chloroplastic. Gene Ontology annotation, biological process: sulfate assimilation. Lineage: Eukaryota; Viridiplantae; Streptophyta; Lycopodiopsida; Selaginellales; Selaginellaceae. The record is from RefSeq and is a predicted model, not a curated record. Gene Ontology annotation, molecular function: adenylylsulfate kinase activity; ATP binding. Bases 1 to 633 code for a protein of 210 amino acids. The transcript has 6 exons.